Messenger RNA from Myxozyma melibiosi, 2355 nucleotides. Its product is annotated as COG4 transport protein-domain-containing protein. The transcript has 2 exons. The record is from RefSeq and is a predicted model, not a curated record. Lineage: Eukaryota; Fungi; Ascomycota; Lipomycetes; Lipomycetales; Lipomycetaceae. The annotation marks the transcript as partial.
CCGCUCGACAUCUCCGAGUGUGCGACGUACGACGACCUAGUGCGCAGCAUGGCGCAGCUGCACACAGAAUCCGACCAACUGACGAGCCAACUCAAGACACUCUACGACUCUCAGAUCUCGCCGCUGUCGUACUCGCUCCAGCGGCUCGAUAUCCUCGGCGCGGGUCUGACGGGUCCGCAGACGGGCGCGCGAGAGCUGAUUGGGAUGCUUUCGGACGCGUCGUUUGUGGCCUCGAGGAUUUCGCAAAAGGUCAGGCAGCUUGAUACCGAGCAAGGGCGGGUGCAGCAGAGUUUAGAGUAUGUUGAGAAAACGCAGGAUCUGAGGUCGGCGAUCAUUGGCAUCUACGACGCGACGCAGGUGCGGGAUUGGGAGUCUGUUGCGCAGCAUAUCAAUCGGGCGUCGCGGCUGCCGCCCGAGCUUGUGGCGGGGAAGUUUGCAGAGGCGAUGGUGCCGACGGAGGAGAAUCCCGAGAGUCCGAGUGUUGCGCUCAAGAACGCGACAGAGUCGUUUGGCAGCCUGUUUUUGCGCGAGUUUGAGAGCGCGGCGAAGGUGAAGGAUGUGGAAAAGAUUACGAGGUUUUUUAAAUUGUUCCCGCUGAUUGGGAAGGAGCAGGAGGGGUUGGAUGUCUAUGCGAAGUUUGUGUGUAUGAUAAUCGCUAGUCAGAGUCGGCAGUUGAUGAGCAGCAAGAGUGAGUCAUUAUUUUGGCAUGGCACUAACGGGCAUUUAGUUGAGGGACCGUUAUUCUUUGGCAUGGUGAUUUCACGCCUAUUUGAAAACAUUGCGACGAUAGUAGACCAGCACACCCCGAUAGUCGAGCGGUACUACGGCCGAGGCAAGAUGCAGCGCGUGAUUGAGCGGAUCCAGAACGAAGCCGAUACGCAGGGCGGCAUCAUCGUCGACACCUACUUUGACGACCGGCAUAUCAACCGUCGCCUGUCUGAGAUCAAAAGCUACGCGUUCAGUUUCCUCGUGCAGAGCUUCAUGCCGACCGGGAUGGGAAUCGGGAUCGGCAUGCGCUCUGUGAGUCCUGCGGUGCCGUCGGACGCAGGGAUGACCUCGUCGGGGUCGUCGGGGAUAAAUGUGCAAGACAUCGACACGCUGCUGAACGAGUGCGGAGUCAUGAUCGGUCGGUGGAGUCUGUACUGCAAGUUCCUGGCGGUGAAAUGGUGGAGCCAGGCGCCGGCGGAAUUUGAAGAAGACGGCAAGACGCCAAAGAAGAUUGGCGCGACGGCGCUCAAGAUGCCGCCGUUUCUUCCCGAAAGCAAAUUAUACGGGAAGAUGAAUAACCGGGUGGCGCCCGCGUUCGAGUCGAUGGCGACCUUUUUCUUUCGCCGGUCGGUCGAGAAAGCGUUCCAGCUCGACGAGCCACCGAGUCUGUCGCGGCUGCCCCCCGAGCCAUCUGCUGCGUCGCCGCUGAUCACGUCCGCGAUCGACGACGUGAUGUACGUGCUCAACGCGGUCCUCGAACGGACGGUAUCGACCGGCCACCCGCAUCUGAUCCGGAACGUGGUGUCGAACGUGCGGCGGGUGCUCGAGUCAGAUCUGGUGGGCAUGAUCCAGCGCAAGAUGCGGGACGAGUCGUACCCGCGCGCGCCGUCGACCAGCUCGUCGUCAUCGUCCGCGAACGGACACUCGGCCGCGCUGCCGCCGGAUGAGAAAGUGAACUCGUUCUUGGUGCUGCUGAAUAACCUCGCGGUCGCGACGGAGUACAUCGACCGUAUAAUCGAGACCGUCGUGGGCACGUGCGGCGACGGGAAGGUGGUCUCUGUGUUUCCGUUCGGGGACGACCAUGAGCAAGUCAUUUUAUCGCUGCGGGGCCUGUCGCAUUCGUUUGAGACGCGCGUUAAAGAGCUUUUGACAGACGGGAUCCAGGUCGUGUACGUGCAAGUGAUCAAACCCCGCCUACGGUCUCUUCUCGGGGAAGCCUUCCGCGACGCGACGUAUCUGCCACAAGGCUCCGCGGGCGAGGACGCCGAAGACUCGCUCUCGCAGCAACAAGCUGAUCUAGUCCGUCUCCGGUUCGCGUACGGCUGGGACGCGAUGAUGCAUCCGAUCCGCCGGAUCCUGACGGAGAAGAACUACUCGCGCCUGCUCGCAGUCACGAGCGAGCAGCUUUCGGGGAUGCUCGAGCGGCGCGUGUGGGGCAUGUCGGGCCGGGUGAACGAGUUGGGCGCGAUUCAGCUUGAGAGGGACGUGGCGGGCGUGAUUUCGCACGUGUCGCAGGGCAAGUGGUAUUUCCUGCGGGAGCGGUUCGUGAGGGUUGCGCAGCUGGUGAUGGUGCUGGGGAUGGAUGAGAGUGAGUUGGAGGCUGGGGGGAUCGAGUGGGUGUUGUCGGAGGAGGAGAGGAGGAGGGCG